UCAACUGUUUUUCUCUUUAGCUCUCUUUUUUAAAUUUAAAACUUGACUCUGCAAGAGGACCAAGCCUUUUUUCUAGCCACCUCUCCCUCAUUCUCUUCCUUCCUUUCCUCUAAUGUUCUAUUACUUUUUCUUCUGAUCCCUGCUUUCCUGCACCCUCUCCCUUCCUCUCUUAGUGAUGAAUUAUUUCCUGAUGCUCAGCAACAGUCAUGCGGAUGGCGUUCUGUCUUGGUACCAGACUUUGCGUCUGGAGGGUCGAAUGUGUGAUGUCGUUUUAGAGGCAGAAGGCGUGAAGUUCCCUGCUCAUCGCACUUUGCUAGCCUGUUCCAGCGACUACUUCUGGUCUAUGUUCCAGGACUACACUCUGGAGUCUGGAGCCCACACUAUCAGCUUGCCAGCCCUGUCUUCAAAAGGCCUGGAGCAGAUACUUGACUUUAUAUAUACGUCAUGGAUCGCACUAUCACCUUCCACCCUGGAGGUUACGCUUCAGGCUGCCUGCUAUCUGCAAGUCACCCCUGCUGUGGAUCUUUGCAUUGAGUACAUCUCCGAAAGCAUCGCUCUUGACAACUGCUGCUUCUUUGCUAACAUAGCAGCUCACUAUGGCCUUUCCAAGGCAUUCACUGUCAGCAAUUCUUUCAUUGCCAGGAGCAUGUGCAGAAUACUUGUAGCCGAGCAAUACAAAGCCGAGCUAUUGGAGUUAAACCUUGAUUCUCUGCAAGAGGUGCUUGCAGCCGAGGAAAUGCCAGGAGUAAAGGAGAUGGCUCUUCUACAGCUAGCUUUGGAUUGGCUGGAGUACAACCCUCAGUCUGCCCUGCAAAGCAAUGCAUUGCUUUGUCGUAUCCGAUACAGUUUGGUUCCCCCUGACGAGCUGUCUCGACUUAGUGCAAUCGAACCUGCCCUAUGCACACCCUUCAUCCACAGCGUAGUACACAAAGCCCUUAACUACCACCUUCAGGGUCCUCUCCAACCUCUACUACAAAGUGUCCACACCAGCCUAAGGACCACAAACAGCAAAAUCCUGCUGGUGGGGGGAGGACCAGAGGCAGACCGACCUCAGAAUCAGAUCUUGGCCUACGAACCACGCACCAGGAAGUUCCGCCCACUUUCCACUACCUUACCAACUAAGCUCCAACACCAGGGAGUAUGUGUGGUGGGCCACUUCCUAUUUGUGCUGGGUGGUGAGGUGGUAAAGGUGGAUGAGGAGAGUGAGAAGUCAGCUGUGAUGACAGUCACUGACCAAGUGUGGCGCUAUGACCCACGGUUUGACCAGUGGGAGGAGAUGGAACCACUCUUGCAGAAGAGGGCACAGUUUACCUGCUGUGUGGUAGAAGGUGUUAUUUUUGCCAUAGGUGGGCGAGGCCAGAGGGGUGAGCCUGCUUUGUCAUCUGUGGAGAAAUACACUAUGAAUGCAGGGUGCUGGCGCAGUGGCGUGUCCCUGCCACAUCCAGUCCAUGGGCAAGCCUGUGCCACUGAAGGAACAGGAAUCUACAUCUCUGGAGGCAUCUAUGGCAACAGCCCAGACAGCAGUAAAGAUGUGCUGUUUCUGCAUGCCUUUGAGGGUGACGCCUGGCAGAGACGCGCAAGCAUGUCCAUUGCCAGAUUUGGCCACCAGAUGGCGACAGUGAGGGGCAGAAUUUAUGCCUUUUUGGGAAUGUAUGAGCCAUUCUGUGACAUUGAAUACUACAAUCCUGAGCAAGACCUGUGGACCCAUCUAAAGCCCCUACUGAAUGAUCGUUUCUGUUAUGGUUUAAUGGCAACAGGGGGCAGACGUGUGCUUGUGUUUGGAGGCAGGAAAUGGCAAGAAGGACAGGAAGUGUGCACCACUAAUGUGCUGGAGUAUGACACUGAAUACGAUGCCUGGAGGGAAGUGUGUAAACUACCAGGGCCCUUGUGUGGAACUCAGUGUGCCAUAAUGACUAUUCAAGACCCUCCGGAGACAUAAAUGCCCCAUACAAACACCACCCCACAUACACACAGACAAAUAAAUGGCUGUCAAUCCUUGCUGAAAGAGAAAUAGUCCCAGGACAAGAGGGAUCUUUGCAUCAGGGCACUCUGGAUUGUAAAGUGAAGUGGUAUGGACAACAGGAUUUCCAGAUAGACUUUGCACAGCAAAAAAAAAAAAAAAAACAAUUUCUGU
Myxocyprinus asiaticus (Chinese sucker) is the source of this 2134-nucleotide messenger RNA. Its product is annotated as kelch-like protein 34. Bases 176 to 1939 code for a protein of 587 amino acids. Lineage: Eukaryota; Metazoa; Chordata; Actinopteri; Cypriniformes; Catostomidae. The transcript has a single exon. The record is from RefSeq and is a predicted model, not a curated record. Gene Ontology annotation, molecular function: protein binding.